Messenger RNA from Pungitius pungitius (ninespine stickleback), 3097 nucleotides. It is a transcript of the gene gen1, whose product is annotated as flap endonuclease GEN homolog 1. Lineage: Eukaryota; Metazoa; Chordata; Actinopteri; Perciformes; Gasterosteidae. The record is from RefSeq and is a predicted model, not a curated record. Bases 12 to 2666 code for a protein of 884 amino acids. Gene Ontology annotation, molecular function: four-way junction DNA binding; 5'-flap endonuclease activity. The transcript is spliced from 13 exons.
UUAGGGCAGAUAUGGGUGUUCACGAUUUGUGGUCCAUCGUCGAGCCGGUUCGUGAGUCGGUGCCGCUGUACAGUUUGAGCGGAAUGACGCUGGCAGUUGACCUGAGUUUAUGGGUGUGCGAGGCCCAGCACGUCCAAGCAAUGAUGGGGAGGGUUACUAAGCCCCACUUGAGGAAUUUAUUUUUCAGAGCGUCCUCCCUUACCCUCAUGGGAGUAAAGCUCGUCUUUGUGAUGGAAGGAGAAGCCCCUAAACUUAAAGCGGAAACCAUGAGCAAGAGGACAGAAACCAGAUAUGGAGGAUUCAAAAAGGCUUCUGCACCGAAGGCCACAAAAACCACCAGCAGAGGGCGCUUUAACGCUGUACUUCGAGAGUGUGCAGACAUGUUGGACUAUCUCGGGUUGCCCUGGGUCACAGCUGCUGGGGAGGCUGAGGCCAUGUGUGCAUACCUGGACUCACAAGGCCUGGUGGACGGCUGCAUCACCAACGAUGGAGAUGCCUUCUUGUACGGAGCCCAGACCGUCUACAGGAACUUCAAUAUGAACAGUAAAGACCCACAGGUGGACUGUUACAGGACGUCAAGAGUCCAAACAGAGUUACAUCUCUCCAGAGAGAAUCUAGUUGGUCUGGCCAUCCUUCUUGGCUGUGAUUAUAUUCCUAAAGGCGUUCUAGGUGUUGGGAAAGAACAAGCCCUGAGGCUCAUCCAGAGGCUCAACGGACAAACACUUCUGCAGAGGUUUACGCGGUGGAAGGAGGAGAAUGCAGGUGUGUUGGAGGGAGUCAAGAAGGUUCCUCACUGCAACAUAUGUCGACAUCCUGGCUCAACAAAGGCACACGAACGCGGAGGCUGUGAGCUCUGUGACAGUAAACGCUUCUGUCAGCCUCAGGACUUUGACUAUCAGUGUCCCUGUGACUGGCACCGCUAUGAAGAGGCCCGGCAGCACUUGUCUUUUGAGGCAAAUAUCAGAAAGAAAACACUGGCAAAUCCACAAUUCCCUUUCACAGAGAUCAUUUGUGAGUUUUUGAUUGCAAAGGAUAAGCCUGUGUCACAUUUUAAGAGGAGACAGCCAAACAUGCUGUCGAUGCAGAAAUUUGCCUAUGACAAGAUGGAGUGGCCGAAGCACUACACCAGCGAAAAGGUUUUAGUCCUGAUGACCUACGCAGAGUUGAUGAACAGAAAAUAUGGAAGAGAAAUAUCCUCUCAAAUGAAGCCCCUCAGAAUAUUCAAACCCAGGGUGAGGAGUGGGGUCGCUUGCUUCGAGAUCGUCUGGAGUGCACCAGAACACUACGUGUUUCCUGAGGAUCAACCUGCGGAGGAUCAGCACGAAGUGAGGACGGUGGAGGAAGAGUCUCUCUUCCGUGUGGCCCACCCAGAGGUGGUGGAGAGCUACCUGAGAGUCAAAGCUCUGGCCGAAGAGAACAAGACCAAGAAGAAAAAGCCAAAGAGUAAAAAGGAGAAGCCAUCUGAUGUCUCCGAUGGUAUUUCAGACCUCUUGGCCCAGAUGACCCUUCAGAGUUCCUCCAACACAAACACGCGGACGGCGAUGCGUGCCACCCCAAACACAGAUGAACCAGAAGUGGUGCUCUUGGACACUCCGGUGAACCGUAAACAGCGUCUCAAGUCGAUCGAGGACCUCAGGGGCCCGGGCGAUGGGCCCAGAACCUCUCGGCCUCACGCGGAAGCAGACACCGCUGCGUCGCCGUCGGUCUCCGCUGUUAUCGACGCUCUGCACCUCAGUGAUAUUGACUGGGACGCUCUGUCCUUCACGUCCUCUCCGGCUCAGCCGUCGACCACAAACACUACGCCCCGAGUGAGUGAAGCCACGGACGGGGGUGUCGGGAAGACCGAGGACCAAAACACAAAGCAGAAAAGCUCAGGUGGUGUCCAAGAAGCCGUCUCCGGACCUGCUUCGGGCCUGAGCUACAGGGACUGCCCUCUGAGGGAAAGGCUGCUCGUGAGGAACGCCGCCGCGAACCAGAUGGACUCGCACAAGGACGUGAACUUUGAGCUGGGUCCCCUCAAACACAUCUCUUCCAAAAACUCAAAACCAAAAUUCCAGAUCCCCAGUAAAGGAAAGGAGUCUGCGGUUGCAAAGCAGGAGACGCUCUCGGACAGAAGGCAGCGUGCAACAAGUGAAGCAGAGGCAAACACCCACGGCUCGGAGCAGCAGUCGGGGCCUGCGGCUCAACUGAAGACGAAGGACGAUGCCGAUGGCUCCAGAAAGCCUCCUGAGAAAUACAAAUUUGUCCGAAAAGCCAUUUCAUCAUCUGCCCCGCAGAGGAGCCACUCCGACCCGGUUCAAAGUGGCAAGACCGCCGCCAAGAAGAGCGUGUGCGUGAGCGUGUGUUCAUCAAGCGAGGAAAGCGACGCAGAGAACCUGCAGUCCGGGCCGCAAAGAAAACCCCGAACCAGGCCCCAAAGCAAGGCCAGGGGCGGCUUCCCCUUGGACUUCCCCCUCAGACCCCAGGGCCACGGUGCAGAUAGGGAGAAGAAGGGCAUACUUGUAUCCACUCAGAGCAGACGCCAGGAUGCCCCGCCAGCCGACGGGGACGUGUUCCUCCGGAGGGCAGCAUCCCCCGUCGCCGCGCUGGACAGCGACGACUCGGUUAUUUGCGGCGAGAGUCCGCUGCCGCUGGCAGAGAGACUGAGGCUGAAGUUCCUGAAGUGAGCGGGACGAUUACAGGAGGAUGGACCGGAACGUUGUAGAUGUCGUCUGUCGUCUUGUCGUCUUUUUUUUAUGGUUCCAGCUUCUCAAAUAUGAGAAUUUCUCUUUGCCGUAAUGGUAUAGCAGCUUGUACAUUCUAGUCAUUUUUUUGACAUCAAAUGAAAUUGUGAAGAAUCAUCAAGAAAUAAUGAAGAAAAACACAAUCUGCUACUGUAAUCUGUUUCUGUAAAAAAUACCAGUUCUAAAAAUCUGACCCUCGGGCAAAGUUCUUUUGAAUUUAUGUGAUUAAAGUUGUGCCAUUCCGAUUUUUACAAUGUUCAUAUCAGGGAUUGUGUUGCCAGUGACUAAAAAGUGCAGUUGUCAAACUAAAUAUGUCUGUUUUGUAUCACCAGAGUUGGCCUUGCUGUACUAAUUAUCUGAUCGUUAAAAAAAAG